ACCUCUAGAACCUGGAAAAGGCAAGGAAACAGGUUAUCCUCUAAAGCCUCUGGAAAGGAAUGCAGCCCUGCUGACACCUUAAUUUUAGUCAAGUUAGACUCAUGUCAGAGUUCUGACCUCCAGAACUGUAAGAUAAUAAAUUUAUGUGGUCUUAAGCCACUAAGUUUGUGGUAAUUACCAGCAGCAGAAAACUAAUACAGGUGGGGACCAAGAAUCCUUGUUUUACCAAGCUAUGCAGGUAACUGAUAAGACAACCAGGUUUGGGAUCCCUGGAUCAACCUCCCUUCUUUACCUCCAGCAGUUGCUGCCACUUUAUCUGUGCCGCUCAUUCUUCCAACCCUGUCAGUUCUUUUACAGUCCAGUUGCAGUAGCCUAUCCUGUGUACUGCCUAUGACCCCAAACCUUAGCCCAGCCUCUCCCGGUAGCCUCUAUAACAUGUUGGUAGAAGCAGUAUCACUUGCUUUCCACUCAAAGUCAAUGUUUCUAUUCACAUUUCUAUGUUCUCUCCACUGCUACAAGCAUUACAGUCCUGGAACACAUCAACCGCUAAGGCAUAGUAGGGAGGAAAGAAGUUAGUAUAUAUAUCUACACUGACAGAAAUACCCUGAUGCAUAAUAGAAAAGAACGUGCAAGACCCACUGUGAUGCUUCCCCGCUGGCGGUAUGCCUCUUUUUAGGUAGUACGCAAACGAACAUUCUAAACAUGAAUGGCUGUAUUUUGUUUUAGUGUGAAUAUAACAAACACUGGCAUUAUUAUUAAUAGGUCGAGGCUGAUAAAAUUAGAGCUAACUCAAAGCAAAACGUUAAGUAUGCAAUUGUGUAGACACGCUUUGGGGUUGUCUGGCCCGUGUCGGUGGGCGGAGGGGGGCCUUUGAGAGGGAACACCACACUGCAGCCUCAAAGUCCUGUGUGAAGGACCAACCCACCACCCUCACCCCAAAUCCCAAACCUGACCCAGCGAGGUAGGUCCUGCCAACCUUCCCAGACUGUUCUGCAAGUUCCUUCUCCAAGGUCCUGGGAACAGAAGGUCGGGCGGCAGCAGUGGCCGGAAACGGAAGGGGCAAUCCCGCGAGGGCUCUCGGCCCCAGAGAAACCGAAUUUUAGGCACCACGCCCCUCCUCACCCCAGCAACCGAAGGACUCGCCACAGGUGCCUCCCGAAAACCUACAUUUCGCAGGCCGCGGCAGCCACACUGCCGGACCGGAAGUCUGCAGGCCGGCGCUCAGCACUUCCGGGAAGUGACGACAAUUGCGACGUUGAUUGGUUGUUGCUUUGUCCCGCCCACGCAACUUCGGGUUCUUCCGGCUGCGCGUGCGCGCUGUCACUACCGAGCAGCAUGUCGGACACAGAAUACUUGGGCUUUGAGCACAUGGGCCUCGACCCCCGGCUCCUGCAGGCCAUCGCGGACCUGGGUUGGUCGCGACCUACACUGAUCCAGGAAAAGGCCAUCCCGCUGGCCCUUGAGGGGAAGGACCUCCUGGCUCGAGCGCGCACGGGCUCGGGGAAAACGGCCGCUUAUGCUGUUCCGAUGCUGCAGCUGCUUCUUCACAGGAAAGCGACAGGUCCUGUGGUGGAACAAGCUGUGAGAGGCCUUGUCCUUGUGCCCACCAAAGAGCUGGCACGGCAGGCACAGUCCAUGAUUCAGCAGCUGGCUGCCUACUGUGCUCGGGACAUUCGCGUAGCUGAUGUCUCAGCUGCUGAAGACACGGCCUCUCAGAGAGCUAUGCUGAUGGAGAAGCCAGAUGUGGUGGUGGGGACCCCUUCCCGCGUAUUAAGCCACCUGCAGCAAGAGAGCUUGAAAGUGCGGGACUCGCUGGAGCUGCUGGUGGUGGAUGAGGCUGAUCUUCUUUUCUCCUUUGGCUUUGAGGAAGAACUGAAGAGUCUUCUUUGUUACUUGCCCCGGAUUUACCAGGCUUUUCUCAUGUCUGCUACUUUCAAUGAGGAUGUACAAGCACUCAAGGAGCUAGUACUACACAAUCCGGUUACCCUCAAGUUACAGGAGUCCCAACUGCCAGGGCCAGACCAGUUACAGCAGUUCCAGGUGGUCUGUCAGACUGAGGAGGAUAAAUUCUUGUUGCUGUAUGCCCUGCUCAAGCUGUCUCUGAUCCGUGGCAAGUCUCUGCUCUUUGUCAACACUCUGGAGCGGAGUUACCGGCUACGCCUUUUCCUGGAGCAGUUCAGUAUUCCUGCCUGUGUGCUCAAUGGAGAACUCCCCCUGCGCUCCAGGUGCCACAUCAUCUCACAGUUCAACCAAGGCUUCUACGACUGCGUCAUAGCAACCGAUGCAGAAGUCCUGGGGGCCCCUGUCAAGGGCAAGCAGCGGGGCAAAGGAGCCAAAGGAGCCAAAGGAAACAGGGCCUCUGAUCCAGAGGCAGGCGUGGCCCGGGGCAUAGACUUCCACCAUGUGUCUGCCGUGCUCAACUUUGAUCUCCCACCUACCCCCGAGGCCUACAUCCAUCGAGCAGGCAGGACAGCCCGCGCCAACAACCCAGGCAUCGUCCUGACCUUCACACUGCCCACGGAGCAGGCCCCCCUGGAUAAGAUCGAGGAGCUUCUGGGCGGAGCCAGGGGAGAGGUGCCUGAGGGCUGCAAGCAGGAGGCCUUUCAGGCAGGCCCCAUCCGGAAGCCCCUGGCCCUGUCGGACUUUCACGCCUACUCUGCAGAGAAUGGGGCACCUGUCCUGCUGCCCUACCAGUUCCAGAUGGAAGAGAUCGAGGGUUUCCGCUACCGCUGCAGGGAUGCCAUGCGCUCAGUGACCAAGCAGGCCAUCCGGGAGGCGAGGCUGAAGGAGAUUAAGGAGGAGCUGCUACACUCCGAGAAACUCAAGACAUACUUUGAAGACAAUCCUCGGGACCUGCAGCUGCUGCGGCAUGACCUGCCCUUGCACCCAGCGGUGGUGAAGCCGCACCUGGGCCAUGUGCCUGACUACCUGGUCCCUCCCACCCUGCGUGGCAUUGUCCGCCCUCACAAGAAGCGGAAGAAGCCGUCCUCUGCUCACAGGAAGGUCAAGAAGGCAAAGACUCAGAACCCACUGCGCAGCUUCAGGCACCGAGGAAAGAAACCCAAACCCACAGCGACGCCUUCCUGAGGCUGCCCACCAGCCUGGUUCCCAAGUGGCCUGGAUGCUCCUGGCCCUGGACAGGUGUGGGGACUUCCCGCCCUGGACAGGCAGCAGCAACUGUCAGUGCCCACCAGGCACAACGAACUCCAAGGGGCAGGCAGAGGCCCUCGACAGAAUAAAGAUCCCACCUGCCCCUGUUUGUGCCUUGGCAUGAAGCCCGGGAUUAUCCUCUGAAAUCUUGGCACUAAGGGGAUCCCUGCUCCGGUUCUGCCUGCAGUGUCUGGCCUGGCCAGCAGGGGCCAGCCUGCAGAGGGCUGGAUCCAGAGGCCUCAGGCCAUGGCUGACACAGCCACAAGCCCGUGAGCCUGCCAGGAGCUGCACCCUGCUCACCACCUGUGGACUUAUGGCCUGGUGACGUGUCUGCAGUACCCACCUAACCAACAGAUGCGCCUCCGUCCCUGGCAACCCAGACAUUACAUUCCAUCCCCAGGGAAGGUGUACUUCUUGGCUGUGAGCCUGAUAGCCCCCAACCCCUGAGAAUAUGCACACGGCUCAUUCACAGGAUGGUAAGAAAGCUGCCUGCCUCCUGCUCGGGAGCAGCAGUUGAUCCUUGUCUUGUCUCUGGAUUGGCAAAUCCUCCCUGGACUAGUCUGCUUCUCUGUAAGCAUACACAUACAUAAACGGUGGUUGACGUAUA
Messenger RNA from Choloepus didactylus (southern two-toed sloth), 3757 nucleotides. RefSeq names its product DEAD-box helicase 56 (gene DDX56). The record is from RefSeq and is a predicted model, not a curated record. Lineage: Eukaryota; Metazoa; Chordata; Mammalia; Pilosa; Megalonychidae. The coding region runs from base 1336 to 3087 and encodes 583 amino acids. Gene Ontology annotation, molecular function: RNA helicase activity; nucleic acid binding; ATP binding. Gene Ontology annotation, cellular component: nucleolus. The transcript has 14 exons.